CAAGAAAACAAGCAGAUCGAUAUUUUUGACAUUUACCAUUUCAUCAUGUCAACAGCAACUCCCGCAGGAGAAGCUCCAAAGACCGGAAAGCGCGAUGCUCUUCGUGCGCUGGAAUCUCCAGCACAAGCAAAGUGGGAUGCUAUUAAAGCUUUCGAAACCGAUGCUCCCACCAUUGAAGAACACCAAAACGUCGUAGAUCUUCAUCAAAAAUACCCUAAAUUCAUGGGCUGCAUGGCCUACCCCUACAUGAAUGGCCGUCUCCAUCUUGGACACGCAUUCACUCUUUCCAAGAUUGAAUUUGCUGCUGCUUAUGAGCGUAUGCUUGGUAAGCGAGUCCUUUUCCCCCAAGGUUUCCACUGCACUGGUAUGCCAAUUAAGGCUUGCGCAGAUAAGCUUGCUCGCGAAAUCGAAAUGUUUGGAAAGAACUUUGAGGGUUACGAAAAGGCAAUCGAAGAGGAGCAAAUUGCUGAAAAACUCAAGAACGCAAGCGUUACCCAAGAAAAAUCGACUGAUCCCAGCAAGGGAAAAAAGAGCAAGGCUGCUGCCAAGGCUGGAACUUCCACUUACCAGUUCCAGAUCAUGCAACAACUCGGUGUUAAAAAUGAAGAGAUUCACAAAUUCGCUGAUCCCCUCUACUGGUGCGAAUUCUUCCCUCCCCUUGCUAUCAAGGAUAUGACUGCUUUCGGUGCCAAGGUUGAUUGGAGACGUUCCUUCAUCACCACGGAUGCCAACCCUUAUUACGACUCAUUUGUUCGCUGGCAGAUGAAUGUCCUUAAGCAGUUGGACAAGAUUCGUUUCGGUGAGCGAUACACUAUCUAUUCUCCUGUCGAUAAACAACCCUGUAUGGAUCACGAUCGUCAAUCUGGUGAAGCUCUUGGUCCUCAAGAAUACACUGCUAUCAAGCUUCAAGUCACUGAAUGGGCCGAGUCCGCUCAACAAGUUCUUGCAUCAGUCUCUGAGCUUGCAGGAAAGAACGUCUAUCUCGUUGCUGCUACUCUCCGUCCUGAAACCAUGUAUGGACAAACCAACUGCUUUGUUGGUACCGAGAUUAAGUAUGGUCUUUACCAAGUCAACGACAAGGAUGUUUUCUUCAUCACUGAGCGUGCUGCUCGCAACAUGGCCUACCAAAAGAUCUUUAGCAACUUUGGUGAGAUCAAGAAACUUGCUGAAAUUAAGGGUGAUCUUGUCAUUGGAACCAAGGUCAAGGCUCCUCUCAGUACUUACCCAGAAGUCUAUGUUCUUCCCAUGGAGAACGUUCUGGCCACCAAGGGUACCGGUGUGGUCACCUCCGUGCCAUCCGAUUCUCCUGAUGAUUUUGCUACUCUUCAAGACCUUCAGAAGAAGGCUGCUUAUUACAAGAUUCAACCUGAAUGGGCUGCUUUCGAGCCUAUUCCUAUCAUCAACACCCCCUCUUAUGGUAACCUUACCGCUCCAUUCCUAUGCAAACUCAAGAAGAUCAACUCUCAAAAGGACCGUGUUCCUCUUGCUGAAGCUAAGGAGCUUGCUUACAAGGAAGGUUUCUAUCAAGGAACCAUCGUUAUUGGCGAAUACAAGGGCUUGUCUGUCCAAGAAGCUAAGCCCAAGAUCAGAGAUGUCCUCAUUCAAUCUGGAGAAGGUUUUGUCUACAACGAGCCUGAAGGCCUUGUCAUGUCCCGCUCCGGUGAUGAGUGCGUUGUUGCUCUUCUUGACCAAUGGUACCUCGAUUAUGGUGAAGAUCACUGGAAGGCUCAAGCUGAGAAGUGUCUGGCUGAAAUGAAUACUUUCACCAAUGAGACCAGACAUGCGUUCGAACAGACUCUUGGUUGGCUUAACAAGUGGGCGUGCGCUAGAAGCUUUGGUCUUGGUUCCAAGCUUCCAUGGGAUCCUCAAUUCCUUGUUGAAUCGCUUUCUGAUUCCACCAUCUAUAUGGCUUACUACACUGUUGCACACAUGCUUCAUGACGGAUCUCUGAAUGGAAGCACUCCUGGCCCAGCUGGCAUCAAGCCUGAGCAAAUGACAGAUGAAGCCUGGAGCUACGUCUUCAAACUUGGUGAAUAUUCAUCCAACAUUCCCAUUCCACAAGCUACGCUUGACAAGCUCAAGCGUGAAUACGAAUACUUCUAUCCCCUCGAUGUUCGAGUUUCAGGAAAAGAUCUUGUUCCCAACCAUCUUACCUUCUUCAUCUACAACCACGUUGCCAUGUUCCCAGAAGAAAUGUGGCCUCGUGGCGUCCGUGUCAACGGCCAUCUUAUGUUGAACAGAGAAAAGAUGUCAAAGUCCACUGGUAACUUCCUCACUCUUGAUGAUGCUAUUGAGAAGUAUGGUGCGGAUGCCACUCGUCUUGCUCUUGCUGAUGCUGGUGAUAGUGUUGAAGAUGCCAACUUUGAGGAUGCCACCGCCAAUGCUGCCAUUCUUCGUCUGUUCACUCUUCUCGAAUGGUUCGAGGAUCAAAUCAAGGCUAGCAGUGAGCUUCGAACUGGUGAACUCGGAUUCCAUGAUAAGGUUUUCGAAACCGAGAUGAACAACCUGAUUGUUCGUGCCAAGGAAGCCUAUGAUGGUACCUACUACAGAGAUGCUCUCAAGUAUGGUUUCUACGAACUCCAAUCGUCCAGAGAUUGGUAUCAACAAGUCUGUGCCAAUGGCAUGCACCGUGACCUCGUCAACCGAUUUAUGGAAGUUCAAACCCUUCUUCUUACACCCAUCUGUCCUUUCUGGGCUGAACAUGUUUGGUCCAACCUCCUCGCCAAGCCCGAUACCGUCAUGAAUGUUAGCUUCCCUGAACCCACUGCUGAAAUUGACCUCGCCGUCCUUGCUGCAGCAGAGUACAUUCGCAAGACCGUCAAGUCCAUCCGUGAUACUGAACUUGCACAACUCAAGAGAAAGAAGAAGCAAACUGAGAACGCAUACAACCCUGAUGCCCCCAAGAUUCUCAAGCUUUAUGUUGCAACUUCUUUCCCUGAAUGGCAAGAUGGAGGUAUUCAAGUGUUGAAGGACAACUUUGAUCAAGCCACUGGCAAGUUUGACGAUGUUAAGAUUCGCGAGCAACUGAAGUCUCAAGGUCUCAUGGCCAAUAAGAAGAUGAUGCCCUUCCUCAACGAGCAAAAGAAACUGGUCGAGAAGUUUGGUGCUGCAUCCUUCAACCGAACCCUCCUCUUUGAUGAAUACAAAACUCUCCAACACAGUCUGGAUUACUACAAGAAGGCACUGAACUUCCAAGAUAUCACAGUUGUGACAACUGAAAACUUCACAGAAGACGAUAAGAAGGCUGCUGAGCAAGCCAUGCCCGGUACCCCCGCCUACUACUUCGCCAAUAUCUAAACCUCUUCCAUUCGCUUCAAAAAUAGACUGAUUACAAAGAGAAUAUAUAUAGUUCGUUAAACAAGAAAAAAAAACCAAGUUGUACCUAGAGAGAAUAAAAUAAAAUAAAAAAAUAGGAACCCCCCUCUCUCGUUUAGUUUUGUAAGCCGG
This is a messenger RNA of Umbelopsis ramanniana AG, 3447 nucleotides long. RefSeq lists its product as uncharacterized. The record is from RefSeq and is a predicted model, not a curated record. Bases 46 to 3297 code for a protein of 1083 amino acids. Gene Ontology annotation, molecular function: aminoacyl-tRNA deacylase activity; ATP binding; leucine-tRNA ligase activity. NCBI's taxonomy places the organism in Eukaryota, Fungi, Mucoromycota, Umbelopsidomycetes, Umbelopsidales, Umbelopsidaceae. Gene Ontology annotation, biological process: leucyl-tRNA aminoacylation. The transcript is spliced from 4 exons.